AUGCCACUUGGACGUUCAAAUAAAAACCAAGCAUUACGUACUGCUAAAUCGGAUAGUUCACUUCAUCAACAAGAAUAUGAUCGAAAAACAAAUCAAAAAGUAAUUUAUCGAUGUAUUGUAUGUGCACUUGAUAGAACUUUAGUGAAUAGUAUAGAAGUAAAGGAAAGAAAUAACCUAAGUGAUUUAUUUAUUUCACAUAUGAAGAAACGUACAAGCCAUCAAGUUCGUUUUAUAUGUUUACAAGAUCGAAUUAUUUUUCGAAAGAAAAAUUUUGUUGCUAAAUCAUUAUUUCGUGAUCAUGUAUCAUACAAAGAUAUAGAACAUUUUUUUAUGUGUAAAGAAUACCCAGAUAUGUUUAUGUUAUCAGUGAAAUCUGAAUUUCCAUAUUCAAGUUACUGUGAAACAUAUAAAUGUAAAGAUCCUGAUGAUACUAAACGUUUAUGUGAAAUAAUUUAUAAUGCAUCUAAACAAUCUGAUAACAUGGUACAUGAUAUGCCAUCAGUGGAUUCUCCAUUAAAGGCACAAUCUAUGUCAUACAUUGAUACUCAAAUCAGUUCAGAAGUUACAAAUAAAAAUCUAUUGAAUCGUUCAUUAUCAAAUAGUUUAAACGAUGGUUGGGCUACACCAAAAUUACAUAAUGAAUCACCAAUACAACUAUCUACAGAUUCACCAGUUCGAUCACCAUUACUUUCUUAUCGAUCACCUGUUCAAACGCCAAUGAGUCGUGAAUCUCAAAUUAAACCAUUAGUAGUUACACCAAUUAAUACAGUGAAUACUUCAGCUUACGUAUCUGCUCCAACUGAAAUGACUACAAAUACAACUUAUUUCGAUUAUGAUCCUAUUCAUGGACCACAAAUUAAUGAAGUUGGACCAAUUUAUAUGUUUAUGGUUAGACAUCCAUCACAACCUGACAUGACACAUUUAAUACAUGAAUCAUAAUCAGUAACUAUAUGCAACACACAAAAAAAAUACGAAAAGGAGAGUUUUUUUUUCGAUACAAAAAAUGGAACAAGAUUAAUUUUGUUUACC
Molecule: messenger RNA, 1029 nt
Organism: Schistosoma mattheei
Lineage: Eukaryota; Metazoa; Platyhelminthes; Trematoda; Strigeidida; Schistosomatidae
Source: the annotation of a GenBank genome assembly